UUACUAAAGAUCCAAGCUUUUAUCGGUGGCUGUUCGUUGUGUUUUGAAGAUUGCCCCCAAGAAAGCCGUUAAAGAAAAAUUGAUCCAAGAAACGUGUUAAAACAUCACACUAUAUCCUGCGGCUAAAUAUUCAGGCCUUUCUCAGUUUCUUGCUGCUGGAGAGAGUUCUCGAGUUUCCGUUCUUCCACCAAAGUGUUGAUUUCAUCGACAUGGCCGACGAGGCACCGCCUUCGCCUGUGAGCCUUAGCAGACCUCUUCGUUGCAUCGUCAAACUUGGUGGAUCUGCAGUUACCCAUAAAGAUGUGCUGGAGCACAUAAAUGACAAAGAUCUUGCUGCAGUUGCAUCACAGUUGAGGGAGGUCAUAAUGCAUUCUACUGCAAGGGGGUACACGAUGGAUUGGAGCAAGCAGUCGGGGAUCCCUCCAACUAUUCCUGCAGAUAUUGCAGAUCAAGUUUUGAGUUCGAGUGCUUUCAUUGUGGUUCAUGGAGCAGGGUCCUUUGGGCACUUCCAGGCAAGUAGAGCUGGAGUUCACAGAGGUGGAUUGCAUUUACCUCUUGUAACUGCUGGUUUUGUGGCAACAAGAAUAUCUGUGACAGCACUCAAUCUUGAGAUUGUGAGGGCACUUGCAAAAGAAGGUAUUCCAUCUGUUGGAAUUUCUCCGUUUUCUUGUGGUUGGUCAACUUGUGAAAAAAAGAUUCAAUGCGCUGAUAUUUCUCCAGUGACUCAUGCUAUUGACUCAGGGCUUAUCCCAGUUAUGCAUGGCGAUGCAGUGCUUGACAGUUCACAGGGUUGCACCAUAUUAAGUGGGGACAUAAUAAUACGUCAUCUUGCUCAACUGUUGAGGCCUCAGUAUGUUGUUUUUCUUACAGAUGUUAUGGGAGUCUACGACCGCCCUCCAACAGAUCCAAAUGCCAUACUCUUAAGAGAGAUAGCAGCUGUUAAUGAAGAUGGUAGCUGGUGUGUGGUUAAUCCAAGACUACAGGACAUUGAUUGCCAAGUGGAAAUCACAGUAGCACCUCAUGACACAACUGGUGGGAUGACAACCAAGAUAUCAGAAGCUGCAAUGAUUGCAAAACUCGGAAUUGAUGUUUAUAUAGUCAAAGCUGGUACAACUCAUUCUGUGAAAGCCUUGAGGGGAGAACUGAAUGACCUACCAGGGGACUGGCUUGGAACUGCAAUCCGCCCUUCAAAUAAAAGCACCUAAUUGCUCCACAGAAUGAAAAGGGGAACAAUAUGAAUAUGCUGAAAGGCUGGAAGUAGCUGCUUUGCAUUAUCGUGUGUAGCAUGUUGCGGUUGGCCUAAUGUAAUAUAAUUGUGAAACAUGUAUUAUUUGAGGGUCAGUCAAUAUUGUAAACUGUAACAUCUUCCUUUUGGCUCCAAAAUAAGAUGCAUAAUAUAAUGUAUUGUAGAAGAUUGUAAGUUAUGUUGAAAAGAAAUUGUGAAAUCAAAAAAUCAGAGAAGGU
Nymphaea colorata (pocket water lily) is the source of this 1464-nucleotide messenger RNA. Its product is annotated as isopentenyl phosphate kinase. Lineage: Eukaryota; Viridiplantae; Streptophyta; Magnoliopsida; Nymphaeales; Nymphaeaceae. Gene Ontology annotation, molecular function: kinase activity. Gene Ontology annotation, cellular component: cytosol. The transcript has 12 exons. The record is from RefSeq and is a predicted model, not a curated record. Bases 210 to 1205 code for a protein of 331 amino acids.